Marmota flaviventris (yellow-bellied marmot) is the source of this 997-nucleotide messenger RNA. RefSeq names its product mitochondria localized glutamic acid rich protein (gene Mgarp). Gene Ontology annotation, biological process: anterograde axonal transport. Gene Ontology annotation, cellular component: mitochondrion; mitochondrial outer membrane. NCBI's taxonomy places the organism in Eukaryota, Metazoa, Chordata, Mammalia, Rodentia, Sciuridae. The record is from RefSeq and is a predicted model, not a curated record.
UCUGCGCCAGGCAAUCUAGGCUGCCGCGCCGCCAACCCAGGCGAGAUGUAUCUCCGCAGGGUGGUCUCAAAGACCUUGGCGCUGCCGUUGAGGGCUCCCCCCAACCCGGCGCCGCUCGGGAAGGACGCAUCUCUUCGCUGGAUGUCAUCUAACAAAUUCCCUGGAACAUCUGGAUCCAAUAUGAUUUAUUAUCUGGUUGUAGGUGUCACAGUCAGUGCUGGUGGCUAUUAUACUUACAAGACAGUCACGUCAAAGCAAGCCAAACACACAGAACAUAUAACAAAUUUGAAUGAAAAAACAAAAGCAGAGUUACAUCCACCUCAAGGUGAAAAAGAGAAUGUGGCAGAAGCUGAGAAAGCGAGUUCAGAAGCUCUGGAAGUUUCUGUUGUGCAAGCUGAGGUGGUAGGUGCUGAAGACAUUGCAGAGGCUGCAGUUGGGGACGUAGAAGAGUCCACGGGUCCCAGUGGUGUGGAGGCCACUAAGGAGGAGGUGACGUCUGUGGGUGCUGAAACGGAGCCCAAGGUUACAAGUGCACAGAUGAGUGACACCACAGAGGACGGUUCUGAAAUGACCCCAGAGGCUACGAAUGUAGCAGCAGGUGAAGGCAUUUCCACCUGUAACAAUCAAGGUAUUCCAGAGAAUGACUGCUCCCAGGAAUGUGCUGAGCCGGAAGGAACUUCUCCAGCUGAUUCCCAGUCCUCUGCUGGGCAUUUGCAGGAAGAAGCUGAUGCUGGUUCCCAGGCUGCCUCAGGCUAAUCUCCUGCCAGUAGCCGGUUCUGCAAAAAACAAAAAACGUAAUAGUGUGUCUAAUAGCUGCCUUUGUAUUUUUAGUAAUUUUGGUUUUGAAAAGACAUCUUCCUAAAACACUUUGAUGAUCCCUGAAGAUUUUUGGUAUCUUCUGGUAGAGUUUUGAGAGAUUUCCAAUUUUACAUUUCUUAAUUAUUUUCUACUCUCUAAAAUUAGAUCAUGACAUUGCAGUAAAGAGUUUAUAGUUUUA